This is a messenger RNA of Helianthus annuus (common sunflower), 1745 nucleotides long. RefSeq names its product probable inactive poly [ADP-ribose] polymerase SRO5. Bases 437 to 1531 code for a protein of 364 amino acids. The record is from RefSeq and is a predicted model, not a curated record. The transcript is spliced from 4 exons. Gene Ontology annotation, molecular function: NAD+ poly-ADP-ribosyltransferase activity. NCBI's taxonomy places the organism in Eukaryota, Viridiplantae, Streptophyta, Magnoliopsida, Asterales, Asteraceae.
AAUUCACGUGCCCGCUUUCCCAAGAAACCCAGAAGGGUACAUCGGUAAAUUCACACGGCGUGCAAUUCCGUGGAGGAAAAGGUUUCUUUAUUUCAACCGCCUCGCCACCCUAUAAUAAAUACCGGUGGCCAUCGCCACCAGUUUCCGCCGCACUGCCUCUGCUAUUAUUAUUUAUUUCUGAAUCCUCAUGCAGACAGUUGAUUCUCCCUCAACAGAAUCCGUUGGCGUGCCUGUAAUAUAUAUGCACUUAUUAGUUUGUUUAUUCUUCCCCAACUUUAUUGAUGCACACGUAUAUUGGUGGUUUUGUUUCUAGUCGGUUUGGUAUUGGAAUCUCUUUUGAUAUAUUUUUAUGCUCUGCGUUUUGUUCAAGCGAUUCGCGUAGAAUUACUCAUUCAUAGCUUUUGGUUGGUUUAAUACGUUAAGUAUACUUUGUACAAUGUCACAUUUAUUGGUGGAUCAUCGGAGAGUGCGUAACGACGUUGAAGAAGAAGAAGUUUCGUCGAGUUUCGGAAGCAAAGGAGGCGGUGUCUACUACACUCCUGUUGUUGAAGAUGAGGGUGAGGUUUCUGAUUGCGAGAGUGGUGUUUCUGGAGGCCCAAGUGUGGAGAAGCAUGAUUUGAUUGGAAUAAAUGGAUUGGUACGGUUGGAUGAGAGUGAUAAAUUGUGUGGAAUUAUUGGGAAGAAGUUUGUGAAUAGGUUGGGUGAGAUUGGGAUUGGUGUUGGAGUUGAGUAUAUUCAUAGGAACAUGUUUAAUGCUAGUGUUAUUAGUCAAGCAAGGAUUAGUAGUUUCCAGAUUUUUGUGAAAGCUGUGGAGAAGAGGAAUGGUGGUGAUGCUAAUGUUAAGUAUGCUUGGUUUGGUGGAUCAAAGGAUGAGAUUAAUAAGAUUGUUUUACAUGGAUUUGGGUAUGAUAAUAUUAACAAGGAUGGCUUGUUUGAUCAUGGAAUUGUGCUUUCUGCUGAUCAUUCUCCUCUUGAAAGUGUGGAGUCUGCAAUUCCUGAUGAAGAUGGAAUCAAACACAUCUUGCUUUGCCGCGUGUUAUUGGGGAAAACAGAGCUUGUGAGUCGAGGAUCUAAGCAAUCGCAUCCGAGUUCCGAGGAUUUUCAGUCAGGUGUUGAUGAUUUGGUGUCUCCUAAGAAGUACAUCGUGUGGAGCAGUCAGAUGAACACUCAUAUAUUACCCGAAUUCGUCAUAAGUUUCAAGACGCUAACGAGCAUGAACAGUCAGCCAUUUCAAGAAUGUGAUCAAGUGCCUAAACUAGAUGGAGUUCCUGUUUGUGUCAAGAAACCGAUUUCCCCUUGGAUCCCAAUUCCAGAACUCAUUGCAGCACUUUCCAAGAUUUUGCCCCCUAAAGCUAUCAAGGAGAUAACACAAUUCCGACGAAGCUACAUUGAGCAUAAGAUCCCUAGAUGUGAUAUGAUACGAGGAAUCAGAAAAAUCACUGGGGAUAGGUUGCUGUUAACGGUUCUAAAAAAUUUCAACGAGCAGAAUUUCGAUUUUUGGCAGCAGAGGCGGUGUAACCGAUCCGGUUAAAAAGUUGCGGUCACAUACCUGAUACAUAUAAUACCAGUAUGAGCAGAAGAAUGAGGGUGAAAACCAAAACGGAGAUUGUUUUUAGAUAGGUUACACUUUACAUUGACACACUAAUGUUUGUACCUUCUAUACUUUUAAGUAGUAGAAAUUGAUGCCAAUAUUAUGUUUCAGAUGGAAUACAUUCACUAUUACUUCUAUUAUUUCUUGCGUGUUU